ACUGAGGUCUGUGCUCUUGUUUCUUUCAAAAGCAUACAUAAGAGUUCAUCACAUUUUUGUGGAGUGCACCAACUUUUAUAGAGUUGAAUGUUUUUGUCUUUCACUGCCAACAAAUACAUAAUAAAAAUGAUCGGCAUAUAAAAGUAUAAGACAACAGGUGCACCAUGGUAAAAAAAAAAAAAUCUCUAGUCUUGUGCUGAAGUGGAGUCAGGUUCUAGGGGAGGAGCAAAAGCAGCAGUGGGCAGAGCCUCCGCUGACAAAGACCUGCAGUUGGGAGAUAAAGUGUUUUAGUCGCUGCUGAAGCCGCCGUGUGUCACUUCACCUCAGACUCAGUGCGAUGGAGAAGGGGCGGCAAUGUGUCACUUAACAUGAGGAUAUUUUAGGAUCUUAAUCGUCAACCACCAUGGUAAGAAGAAGACCAAGAAGACCAAGAAGAAGACCAAGAAGAAGAAGAAGAGUCAGUUCUGCAGAGCAGAGCAGAAACACGUUUGACCUUAUUCUAAAAACAAACAAAAAUCAUCAGCAGGAGAUCCAGGAGCAGCAGGGCUUUCCAAAGAAACAGUCUUUCUGAACAUGUGGUGAUCUUCGCAACCAAACCCACAGCACAACGCACAACGCUUGGAAGUGUCAGUCUCGUCCAUUAUUUUGCAUCAGCAUCAGCUACUGACAUGGCACAUCCAUACGAGCCCUGGCUACGGACAGCCCCUCCAAGUGGCAAUGCAGAGGACAUGAACAUCCCCCCCUGGUGGGACCUUCACAGAGAUGUCCAAGCCGGGAGCUGGAUAGAUCUGCAGACAGGCCAGGGUGUAGGUCUGCCUGGAGUGAAUCCAGGGACAUCCAUGGGUUUGCAGCCCUCAUUAGGGGCUUACAGCUCUGACCCGCAGCUGUGCACCCUGCCCUCUGCUCAACAUGUUCAGCCUACACACUCACCUCACCUCUUCCCCCAGGAUAGCUUCAAGAUGGAACCACUUGCCCCAGAAAUGCUGCCGCAGGAGUCAUUUUCCCUGGAGGAACCUCCGGAAACCUCCGUCUCUGCCCGUCCAAAACCUCAGCGCCGCUCUUCUUCCAGAGGCGCCGGUCAGGCCGUGUGUCGCUGCCCAAAUUGUGUGCAUGCCGAACAAUUGGGUCAGAGCACCGACGACAGCAGGAGGAAACACAUGCACAACUGUCAUAUUCCAGGGUGUGGAAAGGCCUACGCCAAGACGUCACACCUGAAGGCACACCUACGAUGGCACAGCGGCGACCGGCCAUUCGUCUGCAACUGGCUCUUCUGCGGGAAGAGAUUCACACGCUCCGACGAACUGCAGCGCCACUUGCAGACCCACACCGGAGCCAAGAAGUUUAGCUGUGCUUUGUGCCCAAGAGUCUUUAUGCGCAACGACCAUCUGGCAAAGCACAUGCGUACACAUGAGUCCCCACCAGGACUUGGGGAGGAGAGGGUGAACGGAGAUGUCAUGGACAAGGGCUUUGAAGCCUCCAAUCCCUCUCAGUCCUCUUCAAACAUGUCUGUGUCUGACACCCCGGAGUCACAGAUGAAGCUUAAAUGUGAGAAUGAACCAGAAGUCUCCAGUGUGAUGGGGCAUUCGGGCUAAUUUCACCUGUUAACCAUUGGUUUGCAGUUAACGCCGUAGAUGUGUCGUAGAUUUUCAACGGAAUAGAGAAAAGGAAGACGUCUUUACGCCUCUAGACCAUGAAGUUUGGAUGGAACUGAACGUCCACUGUCCUGUAGGGUUAUCAACUGGACGAAGAUGCAUACAUCGUCUAAGCUCAUUAAGGGAAAAGUGAGGAAAGGGCAGAACACCGUGCUGAAGUUGUACAUCGUGUCACUGUACUGUGAACUGAAACAGUUCCAAGCAGACAGUGACGAUAUCUUACUUUCUCUGUUUCAGAUUGACUUUUGUUGUAGUGCAGCAGCCUACUGAGCGACUAUGUGUUGACACACUGGAAUUAAAAACGACAGCGUUUACAACAACCUUUUUUUUUUUUUUUCAAGAAGUCAAUAGUUGUUUACAUGGUGCCACUGAAUUGGGCGUGUGUUUACUGGCGCGUGAGUAAGUGUUACGUAAAACAAAGUAAGAGCAA
Cynoglossus semilaevis (tongue sole) is the source of this 2082-nucleotide messenger RNA. It is a transcript of the gene sp6, whose product is annotated as Sp6 transcription factor. The transcript has 2 exons. Gene Ontology annotation, biological process: regulation of transcription by RNA polymerase II. NCBI's taxonomy places the organism in Eukaryota, Metazoa, Chordata, Actinopteri, Pleuronectiformes, Cynoglossidae. The coding region runs from base 669 to 1592 and encodes 307 amino acids. Gene Ontology annotation, molecular function: DNA-binding transcription factor activity, RNA polymerase II-specific; RNA polymerase II cis-regulatory region sequence-specific DNA binding. The record is from RefSeq and is a predicted model, not a curated record.